This is a messenger RNA of Periconia digitata, 396 nucleotides long. Lineage: Eukaryota; Fungi; Ascomycota; Dothideomycetes; Pleosporales; Periconiaceae. The record is from the annotation of a GenBank genome assembly.
AUGGCGACUGAUCCCACAGACGCAGCGGACCACCUCGGAGGCGGACUCAGCGACACAAAGUCCAAUGCUGCAACAGUCGCCGCAGCAGCAGGAAAUGGAAGCGGAAGCGGAGACGCAGACAGCGAAACCUUGACGCCCCUAGAGCAAGAAGUCCUUGAUGAAUAUGCGAGGUUACUGGGGAACUUGAACCAUAUGUCAUCGCUCCUGGCUGAUCUGGCCGCCAACCCUUCGGCCGAAAUCCUCGAUGCGCUGCGCGGUCUUGAGCGCAAGACUAGCUUGGUUUUCACUCUGCUCAAAGCGAGUGUAUACAGCAUCGUUUUGAAUACGCAGAUCCGUGAGGAGGACGGUGGUGGCGGCGGUGGCGGGUUUGGGGAUAGCAGGGGGAGUAUGCUUUGA